AUGACCGUCGACACUGGCAGUGCCGACGCCUGGGUCCUCGGCUCCGAUUCGCAAUGUCUCCAACUCGCACCGAACGGCACGACCGUUCAAGCGAGCCGUGAUAGCUGUCCUAGCGGAUCAACAACCUUCAACUACCCGGGCAAAGCCACAGAUCACGGCUUCGAGGUCGAUGAUAGUGUAUGGUUCGGCCAGAGUCUAGGAGCCGGCGACACCAUCGGCACAUUCAGCUACGACACCAUGAGCUUUCCAGGCUGCGGCAGCCGCCGCGACAGUCUGAGCAUCCCACACCAAGAAUUCGCAGUAGCCAAUACCACCAUCGGAGCAGUCCUCGAUGGUUUCGCAGUCGGGAUCCUAGGUUUCGGCUACCCAUCCAUCACCUACCAGCACCCAAAUACCCUGAGUAUCGACGAGGUCCUAGCCGGGAACGCCAGUCUCUUCGACGAUAGAACAGCGUAUCCCACCGUCUUCGAGAGCCUGGUGGCAGAGGGAAUGGAGCCGUAUAUCAAUCUAGCACGAGAACGUACGCCCUUCGACCAAGCCCAAGGUUUCGAAUGGACCCUCCGCAUUCAAUCCCUCACCUACACAACUCCCUACGGCACAACAGUAACAAACACCACAAGUUUCCAAGCCGUAGUCGACAGCGGGCAGAACCUCAACCUCCUCCCCUUCGAAGCCGCGAGGGACAUAAACGCCGCUUUUGACCCCCCGGCGACUCUGGUCGAGACAACAGGCUUCUACACCGUACCCUGCAACGCCACUCCUCCAACCCUCGGAGUCACAAUAGCAAAUCAUACCUUCGCCAUCCACGCCCUGGACAUGAUCUGGUGCGACGAAGCCGGAACAUGUUAUUCGAGUGUCGUGCCCGCGACGAAUGACGCACAGCAGGGGAUCUCGCUGGAACUUCCUCGGUGA
This is a messenger RNA of Recurvomyces mirabilis, 912 nucleotides long. RefSeq lists its product as uncharacterized. NCBI's taxonomy places the organism in Eukaryota, Fungi, Ascomycota, Dothideomycetes, Mycosphaerellales, Teratosphaeriaceae. The record is from RefSeq and is a predicted model, not a curated record. Gene Ontology annotation, molecular function: aspartic-type endopeptidase activity. Gene Ontology annotation, cellular component: fungal-type vacuole. The coding region runs from base 1 to 912 and encodes 303 amino acids. The transcript is spliced from 2 exons. Gene Ontology annotation, biological process: proteolysis.